Messenger RNA from Alnus glutinosa, 647 nucleotides. RefSeq names its product protein NUCLEAR FUSION DEFECTIVE 6, mitochondrial. The transcript is spliced from 3 exons. Bases 90 to 377 code for a protein of 95 amino acids. The record is from RefSeq and is a predicted model, not a curated record. Lineage: Eukaryota; Viridiplantae; Streptophyta; Magnoliopsida; Fagales; Betulaceae.
GCUCAAUCUAAUCGCAAUUCGUUUUGGUAGGGUUUAAGCGACCUUCCUCAGGGCCCCAGAUCCAUUCACCUAAAACCUCUGAACCAGAAAUGGCUUCGUUGUGCCGAUCAGCUAUAACAGCGGGUUCGAGGUCCGUCGCCGCUCGUUCCAAAACCUUAAGCCAAAUUUCCCUAAGCCCCAAACCCAUUGCCCCUCCUGCAUUUUCUUCAACCACCAGAGCCAUCCCCCGCGCUUCAAGGAUUGCUUUGGCGUUGGCGAGCGUGGAGUCAAUGAUGCCACUUCACAGCGCCAUUGCUUCUGCUCGGCUUAAAUCCAGCAUCGCCAUCGAUUCCUCUUGCUGGAGCUGGCUUUCUCAAGGACUUGCAAUACCAUUGUGACAGGGGCUUGCUGGAUCUUUGUGGGACAAUAAAUGCUAGUGUUUAUUUCUUACUCACUCUGUGGAAGGAAGAAGAAAUAUUCUAAUGUUAAAUUUUUGGUACUUGUAUUGUGCAGCAAAUGCAAACUUGUUUAACCAGCUUACUAAGUUUUGUUAUCUUUUUUUUUUUUUUAGUAUUUUUCAAGAGGAUGGAUUAUGUGGAUGUAUCAGUAGUUGGAACUGGUUGUAUUUGGAUCUUAGAGCAAUAACAUCCUUUCAAUUCGCUGUUUAA